GCAGCGGGCGGCGCGGAGCGGGUGGUGGAGGCGCAGGCCGACGGCGGGGCGUUGCGCAGUGGGGAAGAUGACAGGCGCGGAGCUGCUGUGGGGCGGCGUUGUCGUGCAGCCCCGGGACUGAUGCAGAAGGUCAACAAGAACGCGGUGCUGGCUGUGCUGAGCCUGACCAGCCUGGUGUUCCUCCUCUUCCAGCUCUACUACUACAAGUUCUACCUGUCGCAGAAGAAUGGAGCAGUUUUUUCAAAAGCCAGAGGAGGCCAGUCCGGCCAAGACAACACUAGAUGGCAUGUGGUUAGGAAGUUCCUAGGCUUAAUAUCCAGUCACAACAUACCAGUGUAUUUGAUUGAUCCUUUAAUUCUGGGACUUAUUGAUAAAGACAUUGAACAGAUCAGAAGUUCUUCUGAUGGUCCUAGUCCAGAAUGCAAGUACUUCUGUGCUCCAAGAGACUUCACUACAUUUGCACUACUGGACAAAGCGUGGAAACAUGAAGUGGGACUUUUUAGAACUGCUGAGAAGAUGGGGUUCCAGUGGCUAAAGGUUCUAAACAAGGACCCUCGCUUGGAUGGGAUGGAUGACCUGUCUGGCACUGAAAUUCCCUUGCACUACAUUUUUAAACUGGCGUCUCAUGCCAUUCACCUGGUGGUGUUCUAUGAGAGGAGUGGUAAUUUCCUCUGGCAUGGCCCCCUAAGGCUCAAGCAACAUAUGGACAGAAAAUUUGUGUCUUUCCGGAAGCUCCACUUUGGUCGCUACCCUGGAGCGUAUGAAAGGCCUGAACUUCUGCUUGUUUCUAUUGAUGACUUAAAAGUUCAAAUUCCAAAAAAUCCAUCCAGUUUUCUAGAAGAGAUGUCACACUCUAGAUUUCUUGAAUGUAGGUACAGAGAAGCUCGGGCUUUCUUUCAGGUGUAUCCUGAUGAUGCCUCUGUUGAUGCAGUGGAAUUCAGAAAAAGAGCAAAAUCCUUGCUGCAUUUAGCUGCCCUGACACUGAAUAACUUGGGAGUAAAGUUCUGGCUGAGCAGUGGAACGUGCCUUGGAUGGUAUAGACAGUGCAGUGUCAUUCCUUACAGCAAAGAUGUGGACCUGGGGAUCUUUAUAAGGGACUACAAAGCUGAUAUCAUCCCAGCCUUUCAGAAAGCAGGAUUACCAUUAAAGCACAAAUUUGGCAAGGUAGAAGACAGUUUGGAACUCUCUUUCCAGGGAGAUGAUGAUGUGAAACUUGAUAUUUUUUUCUUCUAUGAAGAAGAUGACUACGUAUGGAAUGGCGGAACUCAGGCAAAGUCGGGCAAGAAAUUUAAGUAUCUCUUCCCGAAGUUUACUCUGUGCUGGACUGAAUUUGUAGAACUCAAGGUCCAUGUACCCUGUGAGACCCUGCAGUAUGUUGAAGCCAACUAUGGCCCAGACUGGAAGGUUCCUGUCAAGACAUGGGACUGGAAGAACUCACCAUCCAACGUGCAGUACAACGGUGUCUGGCCUGUCGAUGAAUGGGAUGAAGUCAUUCAAAUCUACUGAAGGUCUCUCUGCUCCCAGAAAGUGUCUGGUAUCCUUGAAAUUGUCAGUCUGUAAUUUCCUGUUUCCCAACUGCUACUUUUGUAUCUCCUCAUCUGUUUCCUGAAGAGACAGUUUCCAUUUUUUGCAGAUAAUUUUACACGUUCAUUGUGAGUUGUCCACAUAGUUAAAGAUUAAAGGCAGAUUGUGGAAACUAAGGAGAAGAAAAGCUGAAAGUAAAAGUGUACAAAAUCUUUCAGUAAGUGUAUGGGCAGUUGACUAUAAAGGCAAAACCCAUGGCCAAGCUGCUUGAUCUGGGGAUCAUCAAAACCUUGGGACCAUUCACUUCUCAAGAAAGAUAGGAAGGAAAAUCCUUAAGAUAUUCUGUUUGGUUUUUUUUUCUUUUUUUUUUUUUUUUCUGAGGAGCU
Lagopus leucura (white-tailed ptarmigan) is the source of this 1910-nucleotide messenger RNA. It is a transcript of the gene FKTN, whose product is annotated as fukutin. Bases 121 to 1506 code for a protein of 461 amino acids. The transcript is spliced from 10 exons. Gene Ontology annotation, cellular component: Golgi membrane. NCBI's taxonomy places the organism in Eukaryota, Metazoa, Chordata, Aves, Galliformes, Phasianidae. The record is from RefSeq and is a predicted model, not a curated record.